Molecule: messenger RNA, 966 nt
Organism: Cetraspora pellucida
Lineage: Eukaryota; Fungi; Glomeromycota; Glomeromycetes; Diversisporales; Gigasporaceae
Source: the annotation of a GenBank genome assembly
AUGACAAUUAUUCCCCCAUUAACUAUACCAUCCAUUUUUCAACCUCUUAUCCAAGCGUGGGUAGCUUGGUUUACCGUCACAUUUUUUUCGUUACCAAUUGCCACUUUUUUUAUGUGGUGGGAUUUUCCAAGAUGUAUAUAUGGUCUUUUAUUCCAGAAAAAGCCAAGGGUUAUAUUAAUUACUGGUGCUGACACCCGUAUUGGUGAAAUGUUUGCUCUUGAAUACGCUCAAUCAGGCAACACAAUAGGACUUCUAUCAAGUGAUAAAUACAAAUUGAAUCGUCUAGCUGAUGAAUGCAACAAAAGGGGCGCUGAAACUUUUAAAUUAUAUGUCGAUAUUUCAAAUUUAGAAUUGUUAAGAGAUACAGUUGAAGAGUUCCUUAGUGAACGUCCGAUAGACUUAUUAAUUGCUAAUACCUCUCAAAAUGACAUAAUUAAAGAUGUUGAAACUCGAUGGGAAGAUAUGUUUGAACAAGUAAUUUUAACAAAUAUUAAUGGAAUUAUUGGUGUUAUUAUGUCCACGUAUAAGAGAAUGCAAGAUUUAGGAAAAGGACAAAUUGCAAUUAUUAAUCCCACAGCUAGUAAUAUUUCAAUUCCUCAAUUGAUUUAUCACAAUAUGACAAAGUCGGCACUUCUUUCCUUUUCUCGUGAUUUUCGAUACUUGGCCAAAAAACACAAUGUUAAUGUAUCUAUUAUUUCACCGGGAUUAAUCGACACCCAAAUGACUGCUAAAACGUUAUCCCCUAUUUCUAGUUUUAAAUUAUUUUUUGCAUCAGCGCAUAGCCUUGCUUUUAUUUCAAGAAUACAACUUCAACAAGGCAAUGUUGAAAUUGUCUGGCCCUUUUUGGAAACCUUACCUUUUUAUGCAUAUAAUAUUCUUCCGCCAAGAAUUAUUAAUACUGUUACUUAUUUUAUUGGUUUAAUUGGUGAUUUCUUUACUGGAACCAACAGCGUUGCUUGGGUUUAA